GAUGUGCACUCUAGCCCACCUUUAAGAGAACACCCUGGACCAAAAUGAAGAACUUGUUAUGGAGGCAGCGGGAAUACCACUCGGGAUAUUUAUUUGAAGAGUUAAGGAUUAAAAAUGUACUAUGAAUCCAUUUUUGUUUUGUACCUAGUAUUGUAAAAUUGAGAUUAAUCAUUGUGGGGAUUGCUCAAGUGGUAUUUGAAGAUCUCUAUUGUUUAUGGUUCAUAAUGAUACUGAUAUUUGGCUAGGAUAUUGGCCAGUCCUUACUCACUUCAUUAUGGACAUAGCUGGUGAUGUAUGAUCAACUAGUAUUUUCUGCUUUAGUUUCAGUACAUCAUAUUCAAAAUUGAGGAAAUUUAGGUCGAUAUUCACUGCCAGAUGCUUUACCGUCUUUCCCUUGUCUGUAUGGUACAAACCAUUAAGGUAAGCGGGGUACUUGUGUAGGCAAAGAUUGCCGGGUGUUUUUUUAUGUAAUGAGAUAAAAUUGUAUAUCCUUGCCACAGGCUUUUAGGGUGUGUUUUGAGUUCCAUAAAUAUUGCAUUUUUUACAUUUUUCUCCUUCCCUUUCUCAUCUCUCCCCUACCUUAGUAAAGAAUUUCUUCUGUAACUUGUUUAAUUCUAAAUGAUGUACUGGGUAUCCUGAGCUGCAUCUAGACUCAUACCUCUUAAAUACUUGUUUAACUGAAAGACAGAUUUUGAAGAACUUGUGAUCGGGAAUGUCGAGUUUGUUAUACUGCUUUGGUGUCCAGUACACUCGAGUACAGUUAAUGUUUUGAAUGUUACUUUUCUGCUAAUAUUUAGACAUAGUUUACUUUGUAAAAUGCUUCUAAAUACUGUUUGUGGGUUUACAGCAAAAGUGUGCUGGAAGAAAGGAAAUUACAUGCUAGAAGACUCCCCUUGAUGCUGUACCUGAUUUCCCAAGAAAGGCGUAAAAGGUUUAUUUUAGUAUAAGAAUUUCCCAUCCGUAUGUGAGGUGCAUGUUGUACGGUCACAUUUGUGUUUUAUUAUUUGGUGGCUACUUUUGUUUUUAUAAAUAUAUAUAUAUAUAUCUUUUUUUCUCUGUAAGAGGGCUGGUCCGUUGUGGUCGUGGAUGCAAAUGUAGUAAUUCGUAAUUGACUUAUCUUUUAAAUAAAUUUUAUAAGGAAAAUGGUAGGAAGUUAUAGUUUUUUUGUAAGGGAGGCAUUGGUAGCUUUUGUAUUGGGCCAAAACUAAUAAUUACUGGAAAAAUAAAGCAAGCACUAGCGUGGUAUCAAACCUUACUACUUUUUUUGGUGUUAUCAUUCAUUGGUGCAUAUAUAUUGAAAAGCCAUUUGAUGAGCUAAAGUAUAUUUAUAUAUAUGUAUGUAAUAUAUAGUGUAUGUAUAUAAUGUGUAUAUGACAUGUAUAUGUAAGUAUAUGUUAUAUAUUUAUAUAUAUAUAUUUCUUAGAGGCACAAUUCAUUAGAUUGCUAGCACUACUGUAGUGCUCUAAGAAUUUUAUUGGAGCUCUUAAUAAACAGCAGAGGUGGUAAAGUGAAGUCUGCAUUCCCCUGGAUGAAAGAAUGUGCAUAUUCUGGUACACUGGUACAGUAUUUUAAUUUUUCUCUAAUAGAAUUUGUAACAAAAGUGAGGUUGAUGCUGGUAGUGCAUUUCAUCAGAGGUUAAGAACAUAAGGAAGUGACACAAUUAUCAGGGUGUUUAUAAAACAUUGCUACUAGUAAAAGUGGUUUUGGAAAAA
Messenger RNA from Cherax quadricarinatus, 1712 nucleotides. Lineage: Eukaryota; Metazoa; Arthropoda; Malacostraca; Decapoda; Parastacidae. The record is from RefSeq and is a predicted model, not a curated record.